AUGAGCAAAAUCCUCCGUUUGACCCUAUUUAAGAUCCCCGAUCCCACCCACGUUCAAGAGGCCAUUGCGAAAUACUCUAGUCUGAGCAAAGACGCUGUCAAAAAUGGCAAGCCCUACAUCACGAGCGCGAGCGCAAACCCUACACAUGCCGACCCCCGCAACAAAGGCUACACACUGAUAGCGCGGACAAGCUUCGAGAGCAAGGCGGAUAUGGAUUUUUAUGACAACGAAGACGAGGCGCAUGGACAGAUCAAGGCCUAUUUGAAAGGGAAGGUUGUGGAUGGGCCGCCGCUUGUAGUGUACAUGGAUGUGUAGAGUGCCGGUAAAAAAGAGAAGGGAGGGAAGUGGAAGAUGUGGAUUGAGAAGAAACCAAAAAAAGUAGUGAAUAAAGGUAUUUCUUCUCUUAGUCCUGACCAAGAAGGACCUUGGGAGGCAUGGGCAACGUAACUGAAGGAAUGAACCCAGUAUGAAUAUGAAAAAAAAAAAAUUGAUGGCACCAGAUGGCUAGUAUUAUCUAUCGACUCGUCUGUAUCUUGAGAAGUUGUAGACAUAUCCUCCGAUCG
Molecule: messenger RNA, 563 nt
Organism: Periconia digitata
Lineage: Eukaryota; Fungi; Ascomycota; Dothideomycetes; Pleosporales; Periconiaceae
Source: the annotation of a GenBank genome assembly